Molecule: messenger RNA, 881 nt
Organism: Baudoinia panamericana UAMH 10762
Lineage: Eukaryota; Fungi; Ascomycota; Dothideomycetes; Mycosphaerellales; Teratosphaeriaceae
Exons: 2
Coding region: 66-881 (271 amino acids)
Source: RefSeq, a predicted model, not a curated record
CUCCUCUUGUGGCAAAGCUUCAAGGACCAUUAAAGCUGAAGAGCCAGUUGGAUAGCUUGCUCGUGAUGGCCCGCUCGCCCUCAGACGCAACUCGCUUCACAGCAACCGGCCCCUACGCCUCCAGCUCCACCUCCUUCAACACGACUGCACCCCCUUCGGUACCUCCUCCACCGAAAGCCGGCACGACCAUCAACUUCGGCUCUGCACCUCCCAAUGAGACACCUCAACAAAAGAUCGCACGUCUGCGCGCCGCUUCCCAGGCCGCGAAACGAGGCACAGAAACCGCCUUCGACACCACUGUCCGCGUGGGCCGGAUAUGGGCCGACCGCGUUCACCGAGUUACCGCAACCUCCCUCAUAGGUCUAACAGUCGUGUCAGCAUGCGUGGCCGCUGCGGGUAUCACCGACAUGCUGCUGCAUAACCGGAGACGGAGGAAUGAGUGGUUAGCGGAGAAGCAGGCGGAGAGUGCGAGAGAUUUGGCGAUGGCUAUUGAAGCGCAGAAAGCAGGACGUGCGUCGGAAGACCAGACGUUGUUGAUCAACCGGGAGCGGGCGGCGAUGGAGGCGGCGGAGGCGAAGCGGAAUCAGCCGGGUAUACUGAAGCGAACCACAGGCUGGUUGUUUAGUGGGGCGGAGAAGGAGGAGCAAAAGGGUGGGAGAUUAGGUGCAGGUGCAGGUGCAUUAUCUGCAAACAGUGGCCAACGGCACGACAGAAGCGUGCUGCAAGCUGUACAGGAAACUGUCGAUUCACACCGAAGACAAGCCGAGAGGAUAGAGGAGGUGGCACGACCACUCGGCGGACCAUUGGACCAACAAGCGCAACUUACCAUUGACUCCUUGUCCAGCAGCAAAACCUGGAUGAGCUGGACAUCGCGACGAUAG